GCGUGUGUUGUGUGAUCGUAGCAGUUAGUUUUACAACGCAUUUAAACACGUUGGGAAGACUGCUAGUCCUACGGAAAUUUUCUCUCUCUUUAGAAAUAGUUAGCAAUAAAAAAUAUGUGUCUUAGCGUGUUGAUUGGUGUGUCUGUGUUUUGCUGUCUUUUUGGACGUUGAAAUACUGGUCUACGUUUUUAUCGUUAUAUUCACGCGCAGCCUUUUCUUGCCCCUCCCUCGCCAUGGGAACUGAGGCAAAUAGGAAAUCAAUCGACCGAUUGAACUGUGUUUUCAAUCGAAUCACUUUUAGAAAGUCACGUUGUUGUUGUGUACCAAGCCAUACAACACCCGUGUCCGCCUGUGUGCCUUCGAAUGUCUAAAGCACACAGUUAAACACUCAUAACCAAUAUUGACUGCCAAGGUUUACAAGCGAGUGUAAAUUUACGAAGUCUGCUGCUGCGUGUUUCUUGACUGUAUAAAGGAAUUUCGUAUUCAGCUUAAUUGGAAUAAAAACAUGUUUAAAAGAUUCGUAGAAAGUGCACCAAAAUUUGCUGCGUGUUUAACUGUAUAAAGAGAGUUUCGUAGUCAGUUUGAUUGAUAUAAAGCGCUUAAAAGAUAUGAUAUAAGUUCACCAAAUACCGGUGUGAACUAGAACAGACUGGUCAAAACUGUUAACACCAUUACCAGCCCGUGUUCCCACCCUCUAAAAAGGCUGUACUACUAUCCCCUUUAGUUUGUUGUUUUGUUUAUCUAUUCAAGUCGCUAUUCCCGUUUCCCCUCAGCGGUUGGUGACGUUUUCAUUACCGUUUCAUUUAACUCAAAUCUUUAGUAACUAACGCUAUAACGAACAAUAGAACCUUCCGCGGUCGCCUGUGUGACAUCAUAAACGGGCCACUCGAUAUCGGCGAAUAACAAAAAAACGCGACGCACGCGAGUCCAGUAGGAUUAAAUUAGUUGCCCUUCUUUUACUGUAUAGUGAUUUAACACGACAGGGCAAGAGUGGCGUGGUAAAAAUAGCUAGCCUCGUGCCAAGGAAUGAUGAUAGGCCAGGCACUACAGGUUUACUGUUUAAAUAACCUUUUAACAGUUCAGAAUUUCCUGUCUUUAUAAAUCAGUGUUUCUGUCGCUUUUAGUUCCUAACUGGUGGUAGAAGUUUAAGUUUAUGUAAUAUAAUGCUAGUUUCUGCAAUGGUGUAAGAGUAGUGUUUAGCUGUUUCCACCUCUGUUCACAAAAAAUGUGGUCUGAAAGUCACCUAUGUGGCUGCAUCUUAUACAAGAUACUGAUGUCAAUACGUCUAUAGUAACAGUGCACAUUCACUAUGAAGUAUAAACUGGUCAAGUUUCUGCACCUUAAUAUUGCCAAAUUGCCCCAAUCUGAUGUGCUUGAUGUACCAGAUGGCCACUUGCCAAGAAAUAGUUCAGGACGUCGGAAUACGAUUCUUAUCGCAUCCCCUACACGUCCCCAUUCACCAGGCCUGCUCCCACAAGGAGUCAGUAGUCCGAUGGACAGUCCCCGCAAUCUCUCCCCAAACAACCAACCUUCCCAUUUCUCAUUCGCGCCUUCGUACGUCAAACCCCGGCCCUUCGUAGCCACCAUGGAUGGUAGAAGAUGGUCGGUAGCUUCACUGCCAUCUAGUGGUUACGGGACCAACACACCGUCAUCUGUGCUAUCUUCCUCUGCUUGUUCUUCUCAGGACCGGCUUCACCAGUUACCCUCCCAGCCCACCGAUGAUCAACUCACCUACUUGUCUCGUCACUUCUGUUCCAAUGAAAGCAUCAAUGAAGAUGACAUUGGGGGUUGCAGAAGCCCGUUUCGACCCCGUUCUCGUAGUUUAAGCCCCGGGCGAACCCCAGUUUCCCACGAUUCCGAAGUAGUAAUGAUGAACAAUGUAUACCGAGAGAGAUUCCCAAAAGCAGUGGCGCAAAUGGAGGAGAAAUUAAAGCAAUUUAUCGAAUCAAGUUCGCAAGGUCUUCAAACCCCCGUUUCGGACGCUGCGUGGAGUUUUGUGCAUCACCAAGUGGUGAAAAUGGCACGCUCGUGCUUACAAAUGUCGCAGGAAAAUCGGAUCACUGCAAGAUAUUUCUUCGAACUUGCUGAGAAUUUGGAAAAACUGAUUGAGGAGGCUCAUGAAAAGUCAGCAGCUGGAAGUGGGGGAAUCACAAAGCUUGUGAAAAAGUUCAUGAUGAUUGUUGCGCGACCGGCAAGACUUCUGGAGUGCCUGGAAUUUAGCCCCGAAGAAUUCUACCAGUUGUUAGAAUCAGCUGAAUAUGUUGCAAAGGAAAGUAGGGGUUGCAUUGGAACUGAGAUACCACAGUAUAUAGUACAACAGUUGGGACUUACUUCGAGUAUAUUGAAAGUUCGUUCGUCAUCGAGCGAUUCGGAAGAAAAUGAGGAAAAUUCGUGUCCACAACCACAACAAGUUACUGAAGAUGAUUUUAUUGUCAAGAAACUCAUCAGUAAUGGAGCAUAUGGCUCUGUAUUCCUGGUGCGACACAAAGAAACUUCACAGCGAUUCGCGCUCAAAAAGAUAAAUAAGCAUAACCUGGCCCUGCGCAAUGAAGUGCAGCAGGUAGGCAUAUUAAUAUAGCUAUAGUCAUCCAUAUG
Ciona intestinalis (vase tunicate) is the source of this 2595-nucleotide messenger RNA. The record is from RefSeq and is a predicted model, not a curated record. NCBI's taxonomy places the organism in Eukaryota, Metazoa, Chordata, Ascidiacea, Phlebobranchia, Cionidae.